Molecule: messenger RNA, 2581 nt
Organism: Paramecium sonneborni
Lineage: Eukaryota; Ciliophora; Oligohymenophorea; Peniculida; Parameciidae
Source: the annotation of a GenBank genome assembly
AUGUAGAACUAACUCAGGUCUAUAAGAAGAUGCAAAUCAAUGAGAAAUGUUAAUUAAGAUUCCAUGAUUGAUUCACUCAACACACCUAGAGAUUAGGAUAUGUCUUUAUUUAAUUUUAUUGAAAUAAAAAGGUUUUGCGAUUUAUUGUAAAUAUAAAGAUAAAAGGAUAAAGCAUUGAAAUAAUAAUAAAAACGAGAUCAUCUAAGAAACUUAUUAGCUAAGAAAUUUAGAUUAAUUUAUAAUGUGAUAAGGUUAUUGCAUCAUCAUGAGAGAGUAGUUUUAGAAAGACAUGAUGAAGGAAUAAAAAAAAAAUCUGUUUUACUUAUUUUUCCAGUAAACUUUUAAUUUAUUUAGGGUGAUACAUCUAGAAGGUUUUGGGACAUCAUUUUAUUGAUUACUUAUAUCUAAACUGCAAUUUAUUUGCCUCUUAGAAUAGCAUUCAUAGAUAAAGAAUCAUUCGGAGUUUAUGAAUUAGAUCUUAUCAACGAUAUUAUCUAUUGUAUUGAGUAUCUAUCAAUUGAUAUAGUUACAGACAUACUUUGUAUCUUGAGGUCUUGCUAUUAUAAUAGAUAAAAUGCUUUAGUUCAAAACUAAUGGUCUAUAUUUUUAAAUUAUUUGAGAGGUUGGUUGAUUCCUGAUAUCAUUACUUUUAUUCCAUUUGAUUCGAUUUAUCAGUAAUUUGUUGUAAAAUUUAGUUUUCAUGUUUAAUAUCAUAAAUUUCCCAGAUUUAUCAGAGUAUUUCGAAUUAAUCGUAUUUUAAAAGUCUCAACCUUUCAUUAAAACAAAUAGUAAUUAUUUAAUAUUAAUAGUUUUUGUUAUUAGUAAUUGGGAAAAUGUGUUUAAUAUAUUCAACUCUUAUUAAUUAAACAUUUUUAGAAUUAUAGUCAAAUUUAUUUAUGGAUUACAUCUAUUCUCUUGUCUAUGGUAUUUAGCUUCAAAUAUUAAUAAUGAAGAAUAUUAAGAAGAUUAAGAUUAUUAAGGGUUUCUAAACUAAAAUUCACAAUAUAUUAAAUGUUUAUUUUGGGCUUUAUAAACAUUUUCAACUAUUGGUUAUGGAAAUGAUGCAGCUAAAAAUUAUGCUUAAUAUGUAGUGGCAAUUUUAUGGAUGUUUUUAGGUGCUUCAUUUUAUUGUGUGAUAUUAUUAAAUCUAUCAGAAUGGUUAAAAAAAUUAAAUUCAGAAUGUGUUUAUGUAGAAAUGCAAAAUACUUUAAAAUUGUUCUUUAAAAAAAUUGAAGUCAUUAAAGAAGUCUAAACAAAAGUUCAAUUAUAUUUAUCAUUAAAUAUAAAAUAAAACUAAGCUUGGUCUUUAAGUAUGUAAGAAUGGUUUUAAAAUUUACCCAUUAUAAGAUAAAAAGAAAUUACUCUCUAUGUUUCUUAUAUUGAAAUGAUGUAGAUUCAUUUUUUUAGACUCAAUCUCAAUUUUUCAGUAUCCAUUUUACCUAAGAUGAUGUUAAUGAAAACUUAAUAAAAUUGUAAAAUUUGGAUUAAAGAUGAAGUAGUUAAUGAAAUUUAUUUCCUAAUUAGAGGUAAAUUAUAAUAUAGAACUUAAUUUGGAAAAAUACUUUUAUAAAUAAACGAAGGAUCUAUAUUUGGUGAAUAAGAAUAUUUUAAAAAACACAAAUUUUCAAAAUAACAUUCUAGAAAAAAUUAUGCUGUUGCAAUUGAAUUGUGCGAAUAUAUAAUUUUAAAUGGAGAAUAUUUUUUUUAAUAAAUGAGUGCAUUUCCAGCCUUACGUUAAUAUUUAGCUAUUAUAGCUUAUAAUAGAGAAUAAAGAAUGAAAGCAUAAAUAAUUUAUAACAGAUUUGAAAGAGAAAGAGAAAUUAUUAGUACAUUAAAACUUGAAAAAAUUAAAGAAACAUGUAAUAUAGAUGUUAUAAGAUAUGAUGGUAUGAUUAAACCAUUAAAAUCUAUUAUUUAUGAUACAUAGCAUUCAAGAACACAAUAAGUAUUAGAAUAGAUAAUUCAUAAUAGAAGAAAUAAAGUUGAUAAAUUAAUGUAACAAUUUAAAAAAGUUGUUUAAAUGAUAAUAUUUGCAAAUAAAUUAAUAGAAAAACAAUCAUUUAAUAUUAGUAAAGUUCAUCCAAUGAUUUUUCAAUAAUAAUAAACUUAAACUACUUUAAAAACAUUAUCUAAUGAAUCUAGAAUAAUUGUUUCACAAAAUUAAUAAUUGAUUCAUUAAAAUUACCAAAAUCAAAACAUUAAAAAAAUUGAAAAAAGCAUUAUAAUUAAAAUGAAAUAAUUUAGUAAUGUAAGUUACAGAAAACGUAAAUAAUAAAUUAGUAAUAAAAUUUGGAUUCAUAAUUAAAACAAAAAAUAUGUCCUAUAGCAGAUGUUUAGAGUUAAAUAUUCAAGGAAUUAAAUAGAAAACACAUACAGUUUUCAAGAUUAUGUUUUAGAAGUUGAUGAUUUUUCGCAUUAUGAGAGAUAAUUAAGACUUUUCAGAAAUAAUUUUUAAGAUAUAAAGAACAUGAAAAAAUAAAUUAAAUAAUAUAAAGAAUUACUGAAAAAAUAAAUUACAGAUUUAGAAAAUGAACUACUUAAUGUAUGUACUUAAAUUGAAAAACUAGAAUUAAAAGUGUGA